Messenger RNA from Dipodomys ordii (Ord's kangaroo rat), 691 nucleotides. It is a transcript of the gene Ly6d, whose product is annotated as lymphocyte antigen 6 complex, locus D. The transcript has 3 exons. Gene Ontology annotation, biological process: lymphocyte differentiation. The coding region runs from base 53 to 427 and encodes 124 amino acids. Gene Ontology annotation, cellular component: cell surface. The record is from RefSeq and is a predicted model, not a curated record. Lineage: Eukaryota; Metazoa; Chordata; Mammalia; Rodentia; Heteromyidae.
GCUAUAAGGCCGGGGAAGGAGGAGCCGCUACUGCUCCCAGACCCAGACCAGGAUGAAGACAGUCCUGCUGCUCCUCACGGCCCUGGCUGUGGCCAUGGGUCCAGCCCAGGCACUCCGCUGUCAUGUGUGCAACAGCUCGACCAACUGCAAGGAACCCCAGUCCUGCCCGGCCAGCUCCAAAUUUUGCAGGACCAUCACCACAGUGGAGCCUCUGUCGGGAAACCUGAUCAGGAAGGACUGUGCCGACUGGUGCACCCCCAGCAGCAUCCAGCCGGGCCAGGUGAGCAGCGGCAGCGUCACCACCGAGUGCUGCCAGGGUGACCUGUGCAACAACGCGUUGUCCGCCGGCGCCCCGCGCACCAGCUCCUCCCUGGGCCCCGUGCUGGGCCUGGGGCUCCUGCUCCUCAUCCUGGGCCCUCGCCUGUGACUCUCCCGGGAAGGACCCGCGCCCCUGCCCCUCCUGCUCCCCGGGUUCCCCUAGCCUCCUCCAUGGCCAUGAAGGGAGUGCUGGAUGCUGAGGCUGGGCCUGACCUCCCGGUGGGCACGGAGGGCGGAUGACCCAGGGCCAGAAGAGGUGGGCGGCUGCACAGUAGCAGUAUGGAAGGCAGAAAACAGACCCAGCUCCCGUCCCUUCUGAUUUUGUACUCCUUUAUUUUUCUACUCAAACCUCUGCAUGAAAAUAAAUGAUUUA